AUGAGUCAAAAAGGUCUAAGCAACGUUGCUGUUGCUACUGCAGAUACUCAGAUAAAGAAAGAAGUUCCACAAGCAACCAAGUUUCGCACGACAGGUUUGGCUUAUGCUAUAAAGGUGAAAAUAUUGUUUAGAGAUGUAACUGCCACCGGGGAGGAAUCUUGGGCACUAUCCAUAGGAUUGGAUCCUAAUGAUAUUGGUGUCAUAGAUACUUCAGAGGUAAUGCUUGAUGAAAAUGACAAUAUUGUAGAAGGUUUAGAUGUUUUGGAUGAUGAACGAAAUCUCAAUACACAUGGCAUUGAUGAUAAUCCUGCUGAUUUAGAUACACGGGAUAAAAGAAAUAAGAAGUUUGAAAGUAAGAAUACAGUGACAUCUAAGAGUUACGAUAAACCUGGAUGUAAUAUUGAAAAGGUUAUAGAUGUUGUUCGGGGGAUUGCUGAAAGAGAAAAUUACAUUGACAUCCUUAAGUUGGCAAUAGAGGUAUUUCUUAAGAGAUCACAUAGAGAGAUGUUUGUGACUAUUAAAGAGCCAUGGUUACAGAUUAACUUUAUCAAGCGAAUGGGAAAUAGAGAAAUUAACCGUCGUAGCAUGGAAUAA
Molecule: messenger RNA, 594 nt
Organism: Corylus avellana
Lineage: Eukaryota; Viridiplantae; Streptophyta; Magnoliopsida; Fagales; Betulaceae
Source: RefSeq, a predicted model, not a curated record